UCGGAGAUCCUGCCAGGCCAGGCGAGCAGGCUAGAGCCGCUGGGGCUUGAACAAGGGCUGCGGCCAACAGCUCUCCGGAGCAGCGAGCCCUCUGUAGGUGCUGCUGGGCCCUCGGCCGACGGGACACCGUGACGCGUCGACGAGGAUUUGACCUGGGCGGUAAGACCGGAAGGUCUUCAAGUGCUGGGAUGGCUCGCCAAUUGAACAAGCCACACAGCACGCGAGGUGGAGCCCAAAGCGGAAGUGCCAAGGCUGGCCCCGUUGAGGCGCCAUUCCGCUUGCAGACUAGCGGUCUCAAGUCUCCACACCGUUGCGCCAGAACAGCACCAAACAACCUUCAAACAAGGCAGGCUGAAGGGAGAAUCGAUGGGUGUGAAAGGUUACCGUAGCCGCUGGCCCAGCGGCCCCCCCGGCGCGAUGGAGUUUGCUCUUGUCCUCGAACUCUCCUGGAAGCUUUAGCCUUUUGUAAUAACAUAAGUAUGUAUCGCCUGGAGCAGACCCCUGGACGCUCCGUUAGUUCCGUGUUUCCAUUCACAUAUAUAUCCUCCCCCUGUCCGUUUCCACCUCGCACAUAUUGCUCCCAAGUUCCUGUUUCCUUACGUUGGUCGCUUGCUCUCUUUCCUUUCGAUUUCCCCGCCCAUCGUACAAGAUUGUUCCACGACGGCGAAUCGAUCGAGGCGUUGGAUCAAAAUAUAAACUGACCUUGAUAGCAUGCGUCUCGUUGUGCUGUCAUUGUCAGGUUGAAGGUCUUCUUUUGUAUCCUUGGAGAUGGUAGCAGCCUUCCUGCUUGCGAUAUGGCUUCUCAUCGUUCCGCCAGCCGUUUGCGAUGCCGAUUUCAUGAGCGUCAGAACAUCGAUGAACACGGAUUACAGCGGCAAAAAGGGCGACCCUGCUGAGAAGUACUUUCACGAAUCAACCUUCCACUAUCAUUAUGACGGCCGAUUUGCGUCCCAGCCUCUCGAAGACUCUCUACGAGUUCCACAUUUGACUGCCAUGGUAAAAUCCUACCUUUCCACGAUGAGUGAUAUCGGGGCAGAAACUUGGAUAAUGCACGGGACGCUGCUGGGAUGGUGGUGGAAUCAGAAAAUCAUGCCAUGGGACACAGAUAUCGACGUCCAGGUUUCCGAAACGACGAUGUACUUUCUAGCGCAGUACUAUAACAUGACUGAACAUCAUUUCAACGUUCCUGGUACCUCAGCCGGUCGCAAGUUCCUUCUCGAGAUCAACCCAAAUUUCGUGAUCCGAUCGCCAGAAGAUACGCUCAACGUGAUUGACGCACGAUGGAUCGACACAUCGUCCGGGCUGUUCAUCGAUAUAACCUGUGUACGGAAGGAUUAUGACGCACGCAAAAAAGGCCAAAAGGGUGCCCUUAUGACCAAGGACCGGCACAAGUACAAUGAGCAGGAUAUAUUCCCGUUACGUGACAGCUACUUCGAGGGUGUCACUGCGAAAAUUCCAUACGCCUAUACCACACUCCUGGAACGAGAAUACGGCAAGGACUGUCUCACGAAGACUUUUUACAAUAAGCACCAGUUUAAUGAAACAAGCAAGUUAUGGGAACCGGCCCCGGAAAACCCGGACGAUCCUGCCAAAAUGAUGGGGUGAUCAUUGAAAGCGCCCUCGCCGAGCAAGAAUGUCCGUUAAGGCCCGGUUCGAGGCUAUUCACUUGACUAUCAAGAAGCAGUGGCCAUCAAAUCUGCGCAGGGUAUAAUGGUAAAAUGUUCAAAAAUAGAGGCGUAUGUCAGCGCUUCUUUUGCAUCUGAUAUGGUGUUAUUGGGAAUCUAGCAUUGAAUGGCAUUUGUGGAGUUAUCGCAGUGUUGCAUCUUCAUUUCAUUUCCGCUAUACAAUUUGCAAAUCAGCUUGGAUACAGGAUAAAUUUGCAUUUACCUCUCUGAGUUCUAG
Messenger RNA from Coccidioides immitis RS, 1902 nucleotides. RefSeq names its product mannosylphosphorylation protein. Lineage: Eukaryota; Fungi; Ascomycota; Eurotiomycetes; Onygenales; Onygenaceae. The record is from RefSeq and is a predicted model, not a curated record. The coding region runs from base 769 to 1605 and encodes 278 amino acids. The transcript is spliced from 8 exons.